This is a messenger RNA of Coffea arabica (coffee), 1427 nucleotides long. RefSeq lists its product as uncharacterized. The record is from RefSeq and is a predicted model, not a curated record. Gene Ontology annotation, biological process: cellular respiration. Gene Ontology annotation, molecular function: ubiquinone binding. Gene Ontology annotation, cellular component: mitochondrion. NCBI's taxonomy places the organism in Eukaryota, Viridiplantae, Streptophyta, Magnoliopsida, Gentianales, Rubiaceae.
CACCGCUGUCUGAAAAGUUGCCCAAUUUCCCAGCGGGUCAGCGGCCCAACCCAACACACGAUUGUCAAGUAUAUCGAAAUCGAUGAAGGCGACCGAUUUAGCUAGGUUUUUCAGUUGCUGAAUAUUAUGCCAUAAAAUUGAAACAAUGCCGUGGUCUGGGUUGACGACGAAGGCGGUAGGGCGGUGUUUGGCAACCCGUCGAGAUGUAUCUCGACGAUUUAUAAGACGCGGAUAUUCCAAAACUAGUGCGGGAUUGGGGAAUUUGUUUCAGAUUCGAGGAUUCAACAGCUUUGCUGGCUUUAAUCCAUAUUCUCCAGCUAAUAAUCGGACGAUUUCCGGUUCGUAUCAACACAGCAAUGCGUGUUUAGGAUUUAGGAGCUUGUGCAAUUGUGGUCAUUGCAAUGGCGCCAGUCUUUCGCAAAGGAGAGGAUUUUUGGGGUGUGGUGAUGGUGAAGAAGGGAGUAUGUUAUCCAAAGUCUACGAAGAACGCCGCGUUUUAGGAUACUCUCCAGAGCAGUUAUUUGCUGUUGUUGCUGCUGUUGACUUGUAUGAAGAUUUCCUUCCAUGGUGUCAACGAUCAGAAAUAGUUCGGCGCAAUCCAGAUGGAUCUUUUGAUGCAGACCUAGAAAUUGGUUUUAAGUUUCUUGUUGAAAGUUAUAUGUCCCAUGUUGAGUUGACCAAGCCAAGAUAUAUAAAGACUACUGCAUCUCAAAGUGCUCUUUUCGAUCAUCUGAUAAACAUCUGGCAAUUCAAUCCCGGGCCUGUUCCAGGAACUUGUAACCUUUAUUUCUGGGUUGAUUUUAAGUUUCAAUCUCCAUUUUAUCGACAGAUGGCAAACAUGUUCUUUAAGGAGGUGGUGUCUCGACUAGUUGGUUCCUUUAAUGACCGUUGCCGUUUGAUAUAUGGACCUGGGGUCCAAGUUCUUGAAAAUUCUUAUGAACAGAGGGCCUGAGAGUGUCCAUUUACUCCAAACUCAGCCCAAAAUGAUGAUGCUCUCUGCGUUUUAAGCAUAUGACAACCUGUGCCUUUUCUUUGGUCUGGCGGGUAAAAUUCGAAGGAUGGGAAAGGUGUUAAUUGGACCUGGUACUUUUGCCCCUUGUUCAAUUAAACUAGCCAACUUGCUCAUAUGACAUCGGGGUAUAGGGUAAUUAUCUGAACUGUGCCAUUUGUUAUGGACAUGCAUCAGAUUAAUUCUUGAACGUAGUUGUAUCUGGUUGAUCUUAACUUAGUUGUCAUUGCUUCAGCUAGAGGAUUUCUCGUCCGCUUUCUGUUAUUAGUCUCUUUGUUGUGCAGCCAAGCAAAAGGAGACGAGAGAAUUCUGGCCCUUUCUUUUUUUUUUUUUUUUGAACUUUUGUGCCAUCAGUUUGUACUUACCAUUGAAUUGUAGGUUUCCAAUCAGAAACGAGUUCAUUCUCCUUUUUACCUCG